Neocloeon triangulifer is the source of this 1542-nucleotide messenger RNA. Its product is annotated as RNA-binding protein 34. NCBI's taxonomy places the organism in Eukaryota, Metazoa, Arthropoda, Insecta, Ephemeroptera, Baetidae. The record is from RefSeq and is a predicted model, not a curated record. The transcript is spliced from 9 exons. Bases 189 to 1487 code for a protein of 432 amino acids. Gene Ontology annotation, molecular function: mRNA binding. Gene Ontology annotation, cellular component: cytosol.
CCCCUUAGAAGGUUUAGCUUCCAUAAGACCAAUGUAUAAGCGCCCUCUGUAAACCCACCUAUCUUUCUAUGCACCUUGCUCCUCCCUCUUUCACUACGACGCCUUUACUGCCGAUGCUGGACGGUGACCCACGUGUUGGUGAAGAGAGGCUGCUUUGAAAAUUGCUGUGAAAGCAUCACAUUAUUGAAAUGGCAAGAAAAUCUGCCGGCAAAGUUAAACAGGAGGUUGCAAAGGAAGACCAUGUUUUGGAAGAUGCUGACGGUGGAACGAAAAAGCGCGUUGCUAAGAAAAUAGCCCCACUAAAGAAAACGCUCAAGCAAGAACUUCCUUCUGAAAGCGGAGAUGAUGGACGCGAAGCUGGUCCAUCUCCGAAGAAAACUAAAAAGAGGAAGAGCAUUGAGACAAUUGAAUCGCCAACGAAGGAAAAGAAAGGUUUAUCCAACUCGGCUCUCCAGCCUUUUACUGACAUCAAGAUGUCAAAAAAGAAGAAACUUCCAAACAAGAAAGGGGGAAAGAAAGUAAAAAAGUCAGAUGAGCAGGUAAAGAAAGAGGGCGACUUGGUCCUUGAAGAUGACGUCCUAGGUUCGGACGAUGAUGAAGAUGCUGAAACCCCCAAGAAGAGGAAGCAGUUUGACCCUUUGGAGGAUGCUGAAAGAAACAGCAGGACAAUUUUUGUAGGCAACUUACCCAAAGAUUUUGAUGCAGCCAAAAUUAAGCAGAUGUUCAAAAAAUGUGGACCUGUUGAUACGCUGCGUAUUCGGUGUGCGCCUGUGGCUGAUCCUCGAGUGCCCAAGAAGGUUGCCGUCAUUAAGAAGGACUUCCACGAAAGCAGAAGCAGCAUAAGUGCAUUUGUCGUGUUCAAGUCUGAGGACACAGUCCCAAAUGCUCUUGCCCUCAAUGGCAGCAUUGUGCAAGGCCAUCACAUUAGAGUGGACACAGCUGUGAAGCAAAAGAAGUUUGAGACAAACCGUGCUGUUUUCCUGGGCAACCUUCCCUUUGGAGUUGAAGAUGAAAAACUGUGGGACACUUUUAGUAGUUGCGGUGAGAUUGAAAGCGUGCAUAUUAUCAGGGACAAGAGGACGGGACUUGGGAAAGGUAUUGGCUAUGUGAAUUUCAAAAAAUCAGAUGCGGUGGAGUUGGCCCUGAUGAAGAAUGAAAUCAAAAUUGGAAAAAAUAUCAUCCGAGUCAACAGAUGUGGAGACACUACUAGUAAGCGUAAGAAGAAUGCGAUAAAUGCUAACAAGAGGAUGGUAUUAAAAGCAAAAGAUCAGGCUUUCAAAACGAAGAAAGCUGAAAACCGUGCCAACGCUGAAAAGAUUAAGAAGAAGAAAAAUUCGAAGAAAGCUGACAGUGAAAAUUCCUUUCAAGGACAAAAAGUUAUCUCUGGAAAAGUGCAGAAGAAGGAAAAGAAAGUAAAACUUAAUCCUAAGAAGAAGCUGGUGGUUGAAUCGUUGGCUAAAUCCAUCAAGACCAAGAGUGCUGAAUAAAUAUUAUUAAAGCUGGAUCAAAUAUCUAAUAAAGCUCCUUCCAUUUCCGUCAAUA